Metschnikowia bicuspidata var. bicuspidata NRRL YB-4993 is the source of this 2021-nucleotide messenger RNA. RefSeq names its product ferric reductase family protein. The record is from RefSeq and is a predicted model, not a curated record. Gene Ontology annotation, molecular function: ferric-chelate reductase activity. The transcript has a single exon. The coding region runs from base 39 to 2021 and encodes 660 amino acids. Lineage: Eukaryota; Fungi; Ascomycota; Pichiomycetes; Serinales; Metschnikowiaceae. Gene Ontology annotation, biological process: iron ion transport; intracellular iron ion homeostasis; copper ion import. Gene Ontology annotation, cellular component: plasma membrane.
GGUUCCGGAAACCUGAAUGUUUUUGAAAACAUAUAGCCAUGAAGCCGAACGCUGUGUUCUUUGUUGUCCUCCAGCUGGCUGCGGCAUUGGCUGUCCUAGACUCAGAGCUAGCCUCUUCGUGCAUAUACUACAUGAAGAAUUUCAACUGGGAUUGCGGAGAUAAAGGCCAAGCCAACAGACAAUACAGGUGCCGGUGUCAGAAUAUCGACUGGGUCGGGUCCGUGGCCAAUUGCAUCGAGAUGCAGAGCACGAACACCCAUGAAAUCAGCCAUGCUUGGAAACACUUGUCAACACAAUGCUUGCAAAAGUCCGGCUUACGUUAUACCGUAGACCGGCUUGCAGAGUACCUGCAGAAUGCCUCCCAGUACAUGCAAGCGGCACCCGCCAAUAUUUCCAUCCGGAUAGAAACGCCUAUAUCUCCAGACACUUCCACACUUAAGAAGUAUCAAGCGUCGUUCAGAGAUCUCAGCCAUCACGUGUUCAAGGCACAGUGGCUUGGCUGGGGGCUUGUUUUCUAUUGGGCCGCGUACAUCGGAUAUCUCACGGCAGCCAAUAUUCUUUGGGUGUGGUUCCGCGUGUCGUUGUUUCCUAAACCUGUCAGGCAGUGGUACCAGAAGUACAUGCUAAAGCCGACAUUUAUUCUUGGGCUUCUGAUCUGGGAUGUCCUGCUCGCGACAGGCUUUGUAGCCCAGGCGAUUUUGAGCACCUCUUUAUCGUAUACCGUGACGCGUCCAAACAUGUACAUCGACGAUGCAUAUCGCCUCACGCUCGAGUUGCUUGCCAACAGGAGUGCCGUGCUUUCUGUCUCUUUGAUGCCGGUGGUGUAUGUUUUUGGACUUCGAAACAACCCAUUUUGCUGGACCACUGGGCUACCGCAGGCUACAUUUAUUCGGUACCAUAAAGUCGUGGCCAUUGUGAUGGCAAUUGAAAUCUUGGUGCAUUCUAUCGCAUGGUCCGUCUACGCCGUAGUCUUUGAAGGCUAUGCCGACAUGGUUCUGGAAGCCUACUGGCGGUGGGGUAUGGUGGCCACGACUGUUCUGAUUUUAAUGUUGAGCCAGAGCGUGUCGUGUAUCCGCAAUGCAAUGUACGAGACAUUCUUGGUGAUUCACAAGGUGUUUGGCUCGGUUUUCAUUGUAAGCAUGUGGCAACACUGCUCUCUUCUUGGCUGGAUGGGCUGGGUUUAUGCAACCAUUGCCCUCGCCACAUACGAACGAGUUGCAAGACUAUUCAAGACUUUCUUCAUCAACGGAGGGUUCCAGAAAAUCACAAUCAAUGUGAUAGAUAGCAGGGUCAUCAAAGUGAACGUGGCAAAAUCGGCACUCCACGACACUUUCUACCAGCCCGGGUCGCAUGUGUUUGUUUCGUUCUACCACUGGCCCAUUUGGCACCGAUGCUGGCAGUCCCACCCAUUUACCAUAAUCUGCUCACCCGUGGAAAAUCAGGGUGUUUUCGUGAUGUACAUCCGCAUCAAAAAGGGCACCACUGCCGCCCUCGCCAAAUUGAAAGGCGAUGACAAGGGUACUGUUUGCAUGUGGCUGUUGAUAGAGGGCCCGUACGGAAAUGGCGUAUCUAAGUUCCAAGCUAAUGAACAGCUAGUGGGGAUUGCAGGUGGACUUGGCGUAUGUGCAUUGCUCCCGACGUUCCAUCAAAACCCUCAAGACUCGAUGCUCUACUGGUCCGUCAACAAUACGACGGACAUUGCGUACUUAGAUCUGAAUUUGAGGCAUUUGAUUUCUCAAGGCUGCCAAGUGCACGUUUAUCUCACAAGAAAUGAGAAAGAAAAGCCAAGCACGGAGGAAGUCAAAUGGAAUUAUGUGACUGUCUUGGGGGAGAGACCCAGAGUGGCAGAAUGGGUGACUGAAAGUAUCAAACGGGGUAUUUGUAUGCAAAAAACAGACACGUAUGUGCUAUCAUGCGGGCCAGGUCUUAUGGACGGGGAUGUGCAAAGAAGCGUGAGUGAAAACACGAGAGUUGAUCUGCACCACAACGUGCAUUUUCAUCGUGAGAAUUACCAGUGGUAA